UUGUGAGGCGAUUCCGCGUCUGGCUCCCAGUAUAGAAUGACUGCAUGAAUGUCCCUCACGGUCGUUGUUUAGAAGGUUAUGUUUCGUUAACGUGUGCAUUUAUUUAAAUAAAAGUAAUUAAUAUGUCGUUUGGGACCGGCUUUGGAACUUCAACUCCCGCUGCAGCUCCCAAUUUUGGAUUUGGUACGCCCAGUUCCACUGCAGCUACCCCGGCUAAACCGACUGGGUUUGGGACACCAUCGUUUGGCUUUGGUACACCAGCUACUUCAGCUCCAGCAUUCGGGGCAUUUGGUACUCCAGCAACCCAGACGCCUGCUUUUGGAACCAGCAGUGGAUUCGGAACUUUAGGAGCAGUGGGAUUUGGUACCCCCACCACAAGCUCGAUAACAUUUGGUACUCCAACUUCAACUUUUGGCUUUGGCACAGCUGGAGGAUUUGGAAGUACACCGGCAACGGCAUCAACGGGAUUUAGUGGAUUUGGAACAACUACGACUACAAGUUCAACAGGCUUUAGUGGAUUUGGUGGAUUUCCAACCACAGCAACUUCUUCAGCACCUAGUAUGUUUUCUAGUUUUGCCGCUCCAUCUACAAGCACAACAGGAUUUGGAACAUCAUCCGGUUUUGGAGGAUUUGGCACUAAACCAGCAAUAACCAGUACUACCGGAUUUGGUAGCUCGGGAGGAGGAACUGUACUUCCCGGGUUCACAUCAACUUUAACUCAACCUCACCAGCAGCAACUUCAGCAACUUCAGCAGCAACAGCAGCAACAAUCUGUGAAUACGAUAUCAGAAGCACUUUACAACGCAGUAUUUAACUGCCAAAUAUUCAAUGACGAACGUGAUAAUACUAUCGCAAGAUGGAACUUGAUCCAAGCCUUAUGGGGAACUGGAAAAGCAUACUAUUCGCUAUCAGGACCCCCUAUAGAAUUGACCCAAGAAAAUCCCUUGUGCAGAUUCAAAGCAAUUGGAUAUAGCCGUAUGCCAGAAGCGGAUAAUAAUGAAGGGUUGGUCGUUAUUUGUUUUAACAAGAAGGAAAGUGAAUUGAAAGAAGGAAAACAGGGGCUAAUUACAUCUCUUAACGGUAUAUUGGGAAAUAGAUCAAAUUUAACAAUAACCGUACAUGGUAUAAAGUCUAUUGGUGAGAAAAAGAGCCAGAUAACGGUCUGUACAUCAGAGAAAGGUAUCACGGGACUGCCAAGAAAAAUACCAGCAAAUGAAUUGGUGAGUUAUUUCAUGCAACCUAUGCAAAAACAACAACUUGCCCAGCUUGGCGUGGAAAAUAUUUUUCCACAAGUCAAACUGGACCCUAUUCAGCUGAAAGAGUACUUGGAUAAUCCACCAUCGUGUAUCGAUCCAAGAUUAUGGAAACAAGCGCAACUGGAUAAUCCAAAUCCUGAGAAGUAUAUUCCGGUGCCUAUGAUUGGUUUCAAUCAAGUUCAAUAUAGACUGAAAUGCCAAGAAGAAGAAACUGUUAAACACAGAGCAUUUCUUGACAUGGCAGCUGAAAGAAUACAAGGCUUGCAAAGACAGCAUAUUGCAACGCAGGCACGGUUGAAAGAACAUCGAAGAACGCUCCUUGAACUGCAACAUAGGGUCUUACAGGUACUUGUGCGGCAAGAAAUAACGAGAAAAGUCGGUCUUGCAUUGCAGUCAGAAGAAGAAGUAUUAACAAAUAGGUUUGAAGCGAUGCACUCACAAAUAAGUGCUCCGACACAGUUCAAAGGCAGAAUAAGCGAAAUGUUAUCCCAAUUGAGAAUGAGGCGGCACAUGGAUUCGCAGAACCAUGAACGAUAUACUAUGGAUCCUAUCGCACAAGAUGACAUUAAAACUUAUUUGAGUAUGGAACAGCAAGGAAUGGCUCAACUAAUUGCAACUAUAAAUGCCGAUCUGGAGUGCCUGAAAAUAAUUAAAGAUGGUAUGUCUGACCUCCUCACCGGGCAUAGCAUCUCCUGAGAUCACCAGUUGUUGCUCGUCCAACAUAUCAGGGAUAAGCUAUAUGAAAGUCGGCUUUGUUUACCGUCUAACAAAAAAAAGAAAAGUGACUUUCUUCUAUUACAAACAGUUACGUAACAAAGUGAAUUACAGGUUUGUUAAUCUGUUGAACUUUGAAUCUCUGCCGAACUAUGAUUGUGGACAACAAUUUUCGCCCUAUAAUUACCUUCGGCAAACUCGAAGUUUGUUAAGACAUUACGAAAUUGUGUUUAACCACCCAGCAAUGCCAAUAUGAUUCUGUGAAUAGGGAUUUCCAAAAUAAUUAUAAUUUAUAUUAUCAGAUUAUUUUGUAAUGUUAUGCACAAUCUUCAAACGAAAACAGUGAAUUUCUUAGGUUCAAGAUUUGUAUAAUUGUUAGAUAUAAAAUGGGUUGUGUCAAAUCAGACAACUGUAAAAUGCUACUGUUGAUUUUUGUUUCAUAAAGUGCCAGGACAUGUUGUAAAUGUUCUUCAAAUAAUCUUGAAGAAAAAGAAUUGUGAAUAAAAUUGUAAAUCAAUAAAAGUGAAGAUGAAUUCAUAUCGAAACGUA
Molecule: messenger RNA, 2519 nt
Organism: Athalia rosae (coleseed sawfly)
Lineage: Eukaryota; Metazoa; Arthropoda; Insecta; Hymenoptera; Athaliidae
Gene: Nup54
Product: nuclear pore complex protein Nup54
Exons: 5
Coding region: 123-1952 (609 amino acids)
Biological process (GO): NLS-bearing protein import into nucleus; protein localization to nuclear inner membrane; nuclear pore organization
Cellular component (GO): nuclear pore; nuclear pore central transport channel
Molecular function (GO): structural constituent of nuclear pore
Source: RefSeq, a predicted model, not a curated record